UCGGUGGCCGCAGGACGCAGCCCAGCCCAGCCCAGCCGCCAUGGACGCCUCCAAGCGAAAGUCGAACCCGAACCCGCGCGCCACCGCCAACCCGCUGUCCGUGCUCACCUUCUGGUGGAUGAAGGACCUCUUUAUUCUCGGCGCUAAAAAGGACCUCGAGGUAGAUGACCUGUUUGACACACUUGAAGGUGACCUGUCAGAAGACCUCGGACUGAAACUUGAAGCGAACUGGCAGAAAGAACUGGCUGCAGCAAAUAGAAAGGAGAAAAGGAAACCAAGUCUUUUGAGAGCAAUUUAUCAUACAUUUGCUGGUCAAUUAUUAUACCAAGGAAUACUCUCAGGCAUAGCUAUAUUUGUACUUAGCACAGCAAAACCAGUGCUUUUGGGUUAUCUACUGAAGCAUUUUAAUCCUGGAUCAACAGUCACAAGGGAAGAGGCCUUUUGGUAUGCAGGAGCCCUCAUAGCUGUUCUGUUUGUGAACAUGACACUGUGGCACCAAGUUAAUCUGUUGGGACAGCGUAUUGGAAUGAGAGCAAGAAUUGCUUGUUGUUCAGUUAUCUACAGAAAGAUAAUACGUCUGAGUAAAACAGCUCUGGGCCAGACAGCGGCAGGUCAGAUGGUAAAUCUUCUUUCAAACGAUGUGAACCGGUUUGAUGUACUACCGCAAUUCUUACAUUAUAUAUGGAUGACUCCAAUUGAAACAGUGAUUGUUACAUACUUUCUGUGGCAAGCAGUGAACUGGGCAUCAAUUAUUGGAGUUGUUGGUUUGUUUUUGCAGACUGUUCCUGUACAAACAUACAUGACCAAACUGACUACAAGGUUUCGUUUGAAAGUUGCUGUGAGGGCAGAUAAUAGAAUAAGGCUGAUGAAUGAAAUAAUCACAGGAAUUCAAGUGAUAAAAAUGUAUGCCUGGGAAAAGCCUUUUGAAAAAAUGGUCGAAUUGGCUCGAAGAAAUGAAGUCAAGGCUCUGAGAGGAUCUUCUUACUUAAGAGGUGUUUACAUGGCUUUCAUGGUGUUUACAGAAAGAACAUCAUUGUACAUUACUGUGAUUGCAUACGUUCUGCUGGGGAACACCAUUACAGCAGAUAGGGUAUUUUCAUUGGCACAAUUUUUCAACUUACUGCAGUUGUGCAUGGCCAUAUGUUAUCCACAGGCAGUUCAGAGUUUAGCUGAAACCAGAGUAUCCAUUUCAAGAAUUGAGCUUUUCUUGUUACAAGAAGAACACAUACCAAAAAUGCCAGUACCAAGUAAUCUCAAUGGAAGUGAGAAGGAGAAAGAAAAAGAAAGUAAAGUAGGUGUUGUUAUGAAUAAAGUAUGUGCUAAAUGGAGCCCUGCUUCUAUAACAGAGACUUUAACAGAUGUCACUCUGCAUAUAAAGCCAGGAACGUUAUGUGCAAUUGUGGGCCCAGUUGGAUCAGGAAAGAGCUCACUGAUUCAUGCAAUUCUCCAAGAGUUACCUCUGAGCUCAGGUUCACUGGCACUUGACAGAACCGUCUCGUAUGCUUCUCAAGAACCAUGGCUUUUUGUUGGUUCUGUACGGCAGAAUAUUUUGUUCGGACAGCCUUAUGAACACAAAAAAUAUCAACAAGUUGUCAAUGCCUGUGCAUUGAAAAGAGACUUUGAACUCUUUCCAUUUGGAGACAAGACAAUUGUAGGUGAACGAGGAGUUUCUCUCAGUGGUGGACAAAGAGCAAGAAUAAACUUAGCAAGAGCUGUGUACAGAGAUGCUGACAUAUAUUUACUGGAUGAUCCACUGUCAGCAGUUGACACACAUGUUGGGAAGCAACUGUUUCAGGAUUGUGUCAAUGGUUACUUGGCUACAAAGACACGUAUUCUGGCCACUCACCAGCUGCAGUAUCUAAAGGAUGCUGAGCAGAUAGUCAUACUCAGAAAUGGCAGAAUAGAAGAUCAGGGUACAUUCACUGAGCUUCUGACAAAUAAAUCUGACUUUUCAAAUUUGCUUGUCAGCAGCCAAGAAGAGACUGAGAAGUUGAAGGAAGCAGUAACAGCCAAACUUUUGAAAAACCAAAUGUCAGUUGUAUCAACUUAUAGUUCUGUACCUGAUGAAGAUGAAGAGGGUGAUGAACCAGAAGAAACUGCUGAGAUGAUAGAAAGAGGCAAAUUGAACAAGACCCUCUACAGAGAUUAUUUCAGGGCUGGCUCAAGCUACUUGCUACUUGCUUGGCUUGUAUUUGUUCUUGCAGUUGGGCAGUUUGCAUCCAAUAGUGCUGAUUACUGGGUUACUUACUGGACAAACCAAGAGCAGCUAAAAAUGGAUAUUAUGAAUAAGAGAAUGUCAUUUGAACUGGCACAAGUUAUUAAUACCACAAAUGAAAAUCUGCCUGCUAAAUUUCUUUCGGGACUGUCAACACCACCCGACUAUCAAAACUUUACUAAUCCUACAGAAGCAAAUGAGCCUGUUUACAUGGCUGAAACAGUGAACCAGACAGCUUCAGUAUAUACUGAAGGAGGUGACAGUGUUACAGAGGUCAUCUCUCAAAUCUACAAUGAAACUGAUGGAAAAAAGCCAGAGGCAUUUGAAAAUUUAAAAGUUUCCGAAUUGAAUAUGAAUGAAACAGAUGACAAAAAUUAUGUGACUCCUGCAUCCUUCACCAGAGAUGAAUACAUCAUUAUAUACACUAUAUGUAUUGCGGGCAGUGUAUUUAUUACAACAUAUAGAUCAUUUGUCUUCUUUAAAGUCACCAUGAAUUCAUCACAGGGGCUACAUAACAGGAUGUUUAAUGCCAUACUGAAGGGUUCAAUGAGAUUUUUUGACACAAAUCCAUCAGGUCGAGUACUGAAUCGUUUUUCCAAAGACAUGGGAGCCAUUGAUGAAUUGCUGCCAAGAGCUAUGCUUGAUGCCACACAGAUCUUCCUAGUUAUGACUGGAAUUCUUGUUAUGGUUGUGAUUGUGAAUUACUAUUUCCUAGUAAUUAUUUUAAUUAUUGGUCCACUGUUUUACAAAAUGCGUGAAAUUUAUCUACGAACAGCACAGGACAUCAAAAGACUUGAAGGAACCACUCGGAGCCCUGUUUUUUCGUAUAUAUCAGCUUCUUUAAAUGGCCUUACCACUAUUAGGUCUUCAAAAGCUGAGAAAAUGGUUGUGAAGGAAUUUGACACCCUUCAGGAUUUGCACACAUCAUCAUGGUACAUGACUAUUACUGCUAACACAGCUUUUGGUUUCUGCCUUGACGUGAUAAGUGCAAUAUUUGUUUCACUUGUGAUACUCAGCUUCUUGACAAUAGACACAGGUGCUAUGAGUGGUUUUGUAGGACUUGCUAUUGCUCAGUCACUAAUUCUCACUGGAAUGCUGCAGUAUGGUAUUCGGCAGCUGACUGAAGUUGUUAGUCAGAUGACUUCUGUGGAAAGAGUUCUGCAGUAUAACAAUAUUGAAAGGGAAGGCCCAUUUGAUUCUGAACCAGGAAAGAAACCGUCAGUCCACUGGCCUACAAAGGGUGAAGUUCGCUUUGAGAAUCUAAGUCUCUUGUAUGUUCCGACAGAACCACCAGUCUUAAGAGAUCUUGAUUUCACUAUACAAGCUGGGCACAAGGUGGGCAUUGUUGGCAGAACAGGAGCUGGAAAAUCUUCACUCAUUGCAGCAUUGUUUCGUUUAGCAAAACUGGAAGGAGCCAUUUACAUUGAUGACAUAAAUACUAAAUCUGUCGGUUUGCAUGAUCUUAGGAAACGCAUUUCGAUUAUUCCUCAGGAACCAGUGUUGUUCUCAGAAACAAUUCGAUACAAUCUGGAUCCAUUUCAGGAAUUUCCAGAUCACCAGAUAUGGAAUGCUUUGGAAGAGGUGGAACUGAAAGAUGCUGUGGAUACACUGGAGUUCCACGUAAAUGAAGGGGGAAGCAACUUUAGUGCUGGACAGAGACAACUGAUAUGCCUUGCUAGAGCAAUUCUUAGAAAUAAUAAAGUACUAGUGCUUGACGAAGCUACAGCAAAUGUUGAUCCACAGACUGACAGCUUUAUACAAAAGACCAUCAGAACAAAGUUCAGGGACUGCACUGUGCUUACUAUUGCGCACAGGCUCAAUACUAUAAUGGACUCAGAUAAAGUUCUAGUGAUGGAUUCUGGGAGAAUGGUGGAAUAUGCACAUCCACAUGUGCUUCUCCAAAUACCAGAUGGACACUUCACUAAAAUGGUUGAACAGACAGGAAAGUCAAUGGAAGCACAGUUAAGACAAGUGGCAAAAGAGGCAUAUGAUCAACAACAGACUGAAAGUGUGACAUGAAAUAAUGGCACAUUUUGUGGGAGGAAUUUGUGUUACCAGUAUUAAGUAAUUUAUUUAUUUGAAGAAAAAAUUUGAAGGCAUUUAUAAUGCUUUCAUCAUGGAAAGUUCCUACUCGACUCACAGCCACAAAGGGCUCGUAUACUUGUAAUUACUAGUUACACUAUUUCUUUGUGGUCAGAUGUUUAUUUUGUACUCUAACUGAGUGAGGAAACAACUACAAAGUGCCUGAAGACGUAGAAGACAACUGUGGUUAUGCUGUGUGUUGGAAGAAAAUGAAGAGGAAGCUCAGGAAAUAUUGGCGGCUAUUUUUCCUUACUGUUAUUACUGUGUCAAGAGACAAUCCCUGAAAUAUUUUUCUAAGUACAUACUGUUUUCUUAUUUUCCUGUAAAUUUUCUUUUAUAUUUUGGUAACUGUAAAUGUGAUUUUAUAAGAUCAUUGUAGACUGUGAAGCUGUUGUCAUGUUAAUAGUACUUGUUUACUGUGUCAUAAACUUUGAUGUACAACAGAGUUUGUGGAAAAGGAUAAUCAAAAACAGUUUCAUCAAAUGAUAAUCAAAAACAGUUUCAUCAUUCAGCAUUUUAGGAACAAGGUCUUCCAUUAAUAAAUUCCAUAUUCAAAAAGAAACUGCUCCCAUAAAAAUGCCAGAUCACUGUCAAAAUUUACUUCCAUAAAUAUAACCUAUAUUUACACGUAAAAGAAAAAGGAAAAUAUCAACUAUUUGUUUAAAAAUUAGAAAAUAUCAUCCUUUUCCCAAAACAGCUGAUUUUUGGCAGUUGUCAUCCUUUAUUGCUGUGUGUUGUUUACAUCAUGAAACUGUAUUCUGUAUUAUUCUACUACAGUUUUACUUGUAAGCAGUUUUGCAUCUUGUAAGUUGUAAGUGUGCCAUGUACUUUCUGUUAUGGGUCAACAGAGAUUGGUCUAGAUAUGUGGUUCUGACUUAUUUUCACAAUUUCAUUGCAGUUCUGAAUUUGUGGAAAUAUUGUGAAUAUUGAAACUUGCUGGCAGAUUAAAACUGUGUGCCGGACCAAGACUCAAACUUGGGACCUUAUUAAUUUGUGAAUAUUGUAAGAAAGUGAUUGGAAU
This is a messenger RNA of Schistocerca piceifrons (Central American locust), 5318 nucleotides long. RefSeq names its product ATP-binding cassette sub-family C member 4-like. The transcript has 25 exons. Gene Ontology annotation, cellular component: membrane. Gene Ontology annotation, molecular function: ATP binding; ATP hydrolysis activity; ABC-type transporter activity. Bases 41 to 4234 code for a protein of 1397 amino acids. Gene Ontology annotation, biological process: transmembrane transport. Lineage: Eukaryota; Metazoa; Arthropoda; Insecta; Orthoptera; Acrididae. The record is from RefSeq and is a predicted model, not a curated record.